UUAGAUAUUUUGAUUUCUGCUAAAGCUGUCUGAUAAAAAGAGUAAGAGAGAAGAAACCAAUCACUAGAGAAAACUCGAAAAAGCUACACACAAGAACAAGAAGAAGAAGAACACUAAACACGAAAGCGAUUUAUAUACUCAAAGGAAUAGACUUUGGUUUUCAAAUUUCGUCCCCAAUAGAUUGUGUUGUUUCUGGGAAGGAGAUGGCAGUUUAUGAUCAGAGUGGAGAUAUAAACAGAACCCAACUUGAUACAUCGAGGAAAAGGAAAUCUAGAAGUAGAGCUGAUGGUACUACUGUGGCUGAGAGGUUGAAGAGAUGGAAAGAGUACAAUGAGAAUGUUGAAGAAGUUUCUACCAAGAAAAGGAAAGUACCUGCAAAAGGGUCGAAGAAGGGUUGUAUGAAAGGUAAAGGAGGACCAGAGAAUAGUCGAUGUAGUUUCAGAGGAGUUAGGCAAAGGAUUUGGGGUAAAUGGGUUGCUGAGAUCAGAGAGCCUAAUCGAGGUAGUAGGCUUUGGCUGGGUACUUUCCCUACUGCUGAAGAAGCUGCUUCUGCUUAUGAUGAGGCUGCUAAAGCUAUGUAUGGUCCUUUGGCUCGUCUUAAUUUCCCUCGGUCUGAUGCGUCUGAGGUUACGAGUACCUCGAGUCAGUCUGAGGUGUGUACUGUUGAGACUCCUGGUUGUGUUCAUGUGAAAACAGAGGAUGCAGAUUGUGAAUCUAAACCCUUCUUCGGUGAAGUUAAGCCGAUGUAUUGUCUGGAGAAUGAUGCGGAAGAGAUGAAGAGAGAUGUUAAGGCAGAUAAGGAUUGGUUGAGUGAGUUUGAACAUAACUAUUGGAGUGAUGUCCUGAAAGAGAAAGAGAAGCAGAAGGAGCAAGAGAUUGUAGAAACCUGUCAGCAACAACAGCAGGAUUCGCUAUCUGUUGCAGACUAUGGUUGGCCCAAUGAUGUGGAUCAGAGUCACUUGGAUUCUUCAGACAUGUUUGAUGUCGAUGAGCUUCUACGUGACCUAAAUGGCGACGAUGUGUUUGCAGGCUUAAAUCAGGACCAGUACCCGGGGAACAAUGUUGCCAACGGUUCAUACAGGCCCGAGAGUCAACAAAGUGGUGUUGAUCCGCUACAAAGCCUCAACUACGGAAUACCUCCGUUUCAGCUCGAGGGAAAGGAUGGUAAUGGAUUCUUCGACGACUUGAGUUACUUGGAUCUGGAGAACUAAACAAAACGAUAUGAAGCUUUUUGGAUUUGAUAUUUGCCUUAAUCCCACAAUGACUGUUGAUUCUCUAUCCGAGUUUUAGUGAUAUAGAGAACUACAGAACACGUUUUUCUUGUAAUAAAGGUGAACUGUAUAU
Molecule: messenger RNA, 1344 nt
Organism: Arabidopsis arenosa
Lineage: Eukaryota; Viridiplantae; Streptophyta; Magnoliopsida; Brassicales; Brassicaceae
Source: the annotation of a GenBank genome assembly